Messenger RNA from Chiloscyllium plagiosum (whitespotted bambooshark), 549 nucleotides. The record is from RefSeq and is a predicted model, not a curated record. NCBI's taxonomy places the organism in Eukaryota, Metazoa, Chordata, Chondrichthyes, Orectolobiformes, Hemiscylliidae.
CCUGGAGACAGACACUCCCCAGAAUCCUUAGCGAACUGAGUCCCUCUGGGAGUGGCAGUUGUGCGCAGGUGCAGGAAUAUUCGGACAGGCAGCGGAAGAUGGCGGUGGACUGGCUUGGCUUUGGUUAUGCGGCUUUGGUGGCUUCAGGAGGCGUGAUCGGUUAUAUUAAAGCGGUUGCUUCAGGAGCACUGACUGGAAUAAUGGGAAUGAGAUUCUACAAUUCAGGAAAAUUCAUGCCGGCAGGGUUAGUCGCUGGAGCAAGGUUAUUGCGAGAGGCAAGAUUGGAGAUUACUGGAGCCUUGACCCAGAUCUUUGUAUACUCACUAGCGACUGGAGAGGUCCCAAAGGACUGCCUUCUGAUGCUUGGAAGACUUGGUCUAAAAAUGUUUGAGAAACCCCACAAAUCAUGAACCAGUUUCUUUUCAGAAAGAAAAUUUUGUAUACAUGCCUUUUGAAUCAUUGGUUUAAUUUUUAUCAUUUGAACUUAGAAUGAAUCUUGAACUGAAUCUGAAUAGAAUUAAAUUCAAUAAAUCUCUUGAUUCAAAGAUU